Messenger RNA from Orbicella faveolata, 775 nucleotides. RefSeq names its product ribosomal RNA-processing protein 7 homolog A-like. The record is from RefSeq and is a predicted model, not a curated record. Gene Ontology annotation, biological process: rRNA processing; ribosomal small subunit assembly. Gene Ontology annotation, cellular component: CURI complex; UTP-C complex. Gene Ontology annotation, molecular function: RNA binding. Lineage: Eukaryota; Metazoa; Cnidaria; Anthozoa; Scleractinia; Merulinidae.
AUGUUUGCGCGGUUACUCAGUUAGAAAUCAAAAUGGCGUCCGAAGUUUGUGGUUUUCGAACGCUGUGCGUGAAAUUUAGUGACACUUCUAGUUCUUAUCAUUUUCUUUAUAUCAAAAAUCAUGCAAUAAGAGACGAAGAUACAUCAAAGCCACCAGAUAAGACGCUUUUCGUUGUGAAUAUCCCCCCAUAUUGUACAAAGGGCUCGUUAAAACGGUUAUUUAGCUGCUGUGGAGCAGUAAAGGAGGUGUUCAUUGUCAAGCAACCUGGAGCCGUAGAAAGGGAAACGGCAAGUUUAGUCAUCGCUUCAGAUAAAGUGACGAUCAAGGUUAAGACUACAUGUAAGUCCAGAANUGAAUUUAUGGCAACAUUUGAUGAGAAAAAAGAACAGAGUGAAAAAGAAGAGGCUGAAGCACAAAACCAACCUGAUGAUGAGGGCUGGGUGACUGUAGGAAGAGGUGGACGGAACCCUGCCGCACCCAGAGUGGAUGCUGCCGAGUUACAAGAAAGGAGGAAGAAGAAAAAGAAGCAGGCGUUGUUAAAUUUUUACCAGUUUCAGCAACGAGAGACAAGAAGAGAACAUAUCGCACAUUUACGAAAGAAAUUCGACGAAGACAAGAAGAAAAUUGCUGAAAUGAGGUCGGCGAGAAAAUUUCGACCAUAUUAAAUGUUUUGUAUUGCCGUUAAUUUUUAUAGGACUUCCUUGUACAUGACCACCAUUUAUCAACAAAAUAUUGAACUGAAACGUAACUUCAUUAAAGUAUGCAUAUAAUCCAG